CAAUNUCAUCAACUCAUACGACUCCCAAAAAUGAAUGGGUGAUUGCUAUGCCAAAUAUUUCAGAUUAACAAGAGAACGAUUAUUAUUUGAAUUGAAAAAACGAAAUAUCAAUGUCAUCAACACCGCUAAAAGAGAUGGGUUGGUUAAGGAAUUAGAACUUGGCUUGGCUAAUGAAACAGAAAUGAUACAAGAUGAUAUUUCCGAAAAUCAAGAAAAUCAAAAUAUUAUAUGGAAUUCUACUUAUGAGUUUCCCUUGGAGUCUGGAUGGGCGUUAAAAAGCAAGCAAAAAUAUGGUAAAAAAGGAGGUGGAAAACGUAUAUCUAAAAGAGUAUGGAAACUUUUAGAAGAAUAUUUUUUGGAAGGGGAUGUUGAUAAAAGUAAAAGAUUUACCGCUACUAUUAUGCUAGAAAAUCUCAGAAAUAAAGUUGAAGAAAGAGAGUUGGAUGAAGAAGAAAUACCAAAACUACAAACUAUUCAAGGCUGGAUAUCUCGUUAUUCAGCACAACAUCGCCAAAAAAUGGCAGAAAUAUCUUUGGUACGUUAGAAGGGGACCGAGUUCAUAAUAAAAAUAAAUAAAUUUAUAAAGAAAUAAUAAAAUAACAUGAAAUAAUAAUAUAAAAAACUGUUUG
Molecule: messenger RNA, 629 nt
Organism: Rhizophagus irregularis DAOM 181602=DAOM 197198
Lineage: Eukaryota; Fungi; Glomeromycota; Glomeromycetes; Glomerales; Glomeraceae
Source: RefSeq, a predicted model, not a curated record